Molecule: messenger RNA, 1194 nt
Organism: Triplophysa rosa
Lineage: Eukaryota; Metazoa; Chordata; Actinopteri; Cypriniformes; Nemacheilidae
Gene: serpina10b
Product: serpin peptidase inhibitor, clade A (alpha-1 antiproteinase, antitrypsin), member 10b
Exons: 4
Coding region: 1-1194 (397 amino acids)
Biological process (GO): blood coagulation; negative regulation of endopeptidase activity
Molecular function (GO): serine-type endopeptidase inhibitor activity
Source: RefSeq, a predicted model, not a curated record
AUGGAUCUCAGAGUUGUGUCGACGCUCAUUUAUUUGUCCAGUCUUCUGUACGCCUUUAAAACUCAAGAGUCCAAAGCUCCAGACGUGACUGACCUGUCCUUCAGAAACAUGGACUUUGCUAUGAACCUGUAUCGCAGAAUAUCACGUCAUCAUGACAAUAACAUCAUCUUCUCACCGCUCAGUGUCUCCGUGUCCUUGGCGACGCUCUUACUGGCAGCGGGAGGCUCGACGCGCGCUCAGAUCGCUGGCGGACUCAAUCUGGCGUCUCUAGAUGAUGAUGAUGAUGAAGUUAUUCCACAACUCUUCCAGGAUCUGCUGAGAAAUAUUUCCCUCAUACAGCAGAACACAGCGCUGUUCGUGGACCACAGGUUUGACCUCGAGCAGGUUUUCAGCCAUCAGGUGAAGCGAUUCUUCGGCGCUGACGUCAUCGGCGUGGAGUUUGGAAAGACUGAUGUCGCCAGGGACAUCAUCAAUGAUUACAUCAGCAAGAAAACCGGUGGCAAAGUGCGCGAGAUGGUGAAGAGCGUGGAGCCGCUGACGCAGAUGAUGCUGAUCAACACAGUCUUCUUUAAGGGUGACUGGCAGCGUCUCUUCGACCCCAACAGCACUGAACCGGGUCGCUUUUACGUAGACAAGUACAACAUCGUCCAGGUUCCGCUGAUGUUCGCUGAGGAUAAAUUCUUCACGACGGAAGACGGCGAUGUUGGCGCUCGCGUGCUGCGGCUGCCGUAUCGUGGCGGUGCGUCUCUGCUGAUCGUCCUGCCCGACGCAUCUGUGGAUUACACCGCCAUAGAGGACGAAAUCACCGCUGAAAGAAUCUUCAGAUGGAUAAAAAAGAUGAAACCUGUGAAGAUGGAGGUCCACGUGCCCAAGUUUCAGCUGGAGCAAAGAUACGGCAUGCAUGAACUUCUGCCACAUCUGGGCAUCAGCAGUGUGUUUCACCACUCGGCCAACCUCACAGGUUUGAGUAAAGAUGUGGGCGUGAAAGUCUCUCAGGUGAUGCAUACAGCUGUGAUGGAUGUGGAUGAAACGGGCACGACUGCCGCUUCAGCAACAUCAGCGGGCAUCACCACUUACUCUUUACCCACCACAUUCCGAGUGGACCGACCCUUCUUUUUCUUCCUGUAUCAUGAAGCCACUCACAGUCUGCUGUUCAUGGGUAGAGUCAUUGAUCCCACGAAGAACUCUCAAUAA